Messenger RNA from Seriola aureovittata, 1266 nucleotides. RefSeq names its product GAR1 homolog, ribonucleoprotein (gene gar1). Gene Ontology annotation, molecular function: box H/ACA snoRNA binding. Gene Ontology annotation, biological process: snoRNA guided rRNA pseudouridine synthesis; ribosome biogenesis. Gene Ontology annotation, cellular component: box H/ACA snoRNP complex. The coding region runs from base 111 to 752 and encodes 213 amino acids. NCBI's taxonomy places the organism in Eukaryota, Metazoa, Chordata, Actinopteri, Carangiformes, Carangidae. The transcript has 7 exons. The record is from RefSeq and is a predicted model, not a curated record.
GACACUGAUGAGUAGCUUUACGUCUUUGGUCACACGUGUUGUCGUCGCAUGGAUAUCUCUCGGUGUAAAUAGCUGCUGCAAGCCGAUCAAAUUCAGGACUCGAGGAGAAAAUGUCUUUCAGAGGAGGAGGCGGACGAGGUGGAGGUUUUAACCGAGGUGGAGGUUUUAACCGAGGUGGAGGAGGUAGAGGAGGCUUUGGUGGAGGCAGAGGUGGAGGAUUUGGACGGGGUGGUGGCAGAGGUGGUUUCAACAGACAGCAAGACUAUGGUCCUCCAGAAUACGUUGUUGCACUGGGAGAGUUCAUGCAUCCUUGUGAAGAUGAUAUUGUGUGUAGGUGUACAACGGAGGAAAACAAAGUUCCUUACUUCAAUGCCCCAGUGUACUUGGAAAACAAGGAGCAGAUCGGGAAGGUGGAUGAGAUAUUCGGCCAGCUCCGGGACUUUUAUUUUUCAGUCAAACUUUCUGAAAAUAUGAAGGCAUCUUCGUUUAAGAAACUGCAGAAGUUUUAUAUAGAUCCAAUGAAGCUCCUCCCGCUGCAGAGAUUCCUCCCAAGGCCGCCAGGAGAGAAGGGGCCACCAAGAGGAGGUCGAGGUGGGGGUAGAGGUGGAGGAAGAGGUGGUGGACGUGGAGGUGGAUUUCGAGGUGGCAGGGGCGGAGGUGGCCGUGGUGGAGGAUUUGGAGGCGGUGGACGCGGUGGAGGUUUCAGGGGAAGAGGAGGUGGUGGCGGACGUGGAUUCAGAGGCGGGAGAUGAUCUGACAGUGGUGGUGUGGUGUGAUCUUUUCUUCCCUAUCUACACCUUCUCAAGCAUAAAGGCUGUGUUCUAUGCCAGUGCCUGUCUUGUUGGACUCAGGGGUUGGACAUUGCCUCUAUUUGUAGAACUUGAGUGUAUCUUUUUAUUUUGUUUUAUUUUGUACCAGUUUUAAAGGUGUGAUGAAUCUUGAUAAUUUUUAUUUAAAAGGUGGAACAUAGCGGGGACCUUUUCAGCCUGUUGUGAAGGGUUACAGACUCCUUUUGUGAACAGGCACGUCAUUAUCCUGUGCUGAUUGUGUUAAAAUGUUUGACCAUGAUGGAUGUUUGUGCUUUUGAUAAAGAUUUCAGGAGAGACAUUCACACACUUCCACACAUUACUUUUGUCAGUUGUUGGAAAAUGUGUAGGAAGUCAGAUUUUAUUCAGUGUUAGUUGAAAACAUACUAAUAACUGUAAAAUCUUAAGUCAAUUAUUGUCACAUUUUUGUUAAAGACCUUGAAUAAAAGGUGCUUUGUAA